Molecule: messenger RNA, 921 nt
Organism: Portunus trituberculatus (swimming crab)
Lineage: Eukaryota; Metazoa; Arthropoda; Malacostraca; Decapoda; Portunidae
Exons: 2
Coding region: 1-921 (306 amino acids)
Source: RefSeq, a predicted model, not a curated record
AUGAUGAAGCCUUCAACCAUGUCAAGACGGUGCUUCUCCAGCCGCCUGUUCUGGCCCACUUUGAUCCAGCGCUACCAGUCGUCCUCCAGACGGAUGCCUCCCGCCUUCAUGGGAUUGGUUCAAUGUGGCUCACGCUUCCUCACUGACGCUGAGACGCGCUACGCCACCAUUGAGCUCGAGCUGCUUGCCGUUGUAUGGGCCAUGUCCAAGUGUCGGCUCCACCUCAUAGGCCUACAGCACUUCACGCUGAUGACGGACCAUCGGCCACUGGUCCCGAUCCUGAAUGCCUACACUUUGGACGCGAUCGAGAAUCCCCGUCUCCAGCGUCUGAAGGAGAAAAUCUCGCCCUACCUCUUCACAGCCGUAUGGCGCGCCGGGAAGUUGCUACGCAUCCCAGAUGCUCUGUCGAGAGCCCCAGUCAGCCACCCCACUCCUGAGGACGAGAUGGCGUGCACUGCUGCCACUGCCCACCUGCGGUGUGUCGUAGCUGCCAACGCUGAAGGCUCUGACCAAAACACACCACACCAUGACGCCGAUCGGACGCUCCAGGAGUUCAGAGCAGCAGCGAGGGCAGACCCGUCAUAUGCCCAACUCACCGCCUGCGUGACAUCUAGCUUCCCGUCCAACCGGUACGAGCUCCACAGUUCUCUACUUCCCUACUGGAAGCUCCGCGAUCACCUCUACGCAGAUGGGGAGCUUGUCCUCUAUGGCCAGAGGAUCGUUGUUCCUGUAGCUCUCCGCCGCCGCACCCUUGCUUGUCUCCACGACAGCCACCGCGGUGUGGAAGCCACCCGCCAUCGGGCGAGGCAGACUGUUUUCUGGCCUGGCAUUGACUCUGACAUUGCCAAUACUGUUCGUGCCUGUGAACCAUGUCAAGUCCUCCAGCCGAGCCAACAACAGGAACCCCUGGGGUGCGUUUGA